CCGCACCCCUUCGGGACCCCCCCUCCGCACACUCCCCCCCGGGACCCACCGACACCGCCCGCACGGGGCUCCGCCUCCGGGCAGCGGGACACCGGGGCCGCCACGUCCGAGCACGGGAGCCGUCCCGCCGCGCACGGUGGAGCGGGACACCGGGAGCCAUCCAAGCGGGACCCGAGCGUAUCCAGUCACCGGGAGCCGUCCAGGCAGCAGGGGACCAGCAGCUCCGGACACGAGGAGCCGUUGCGGCAGCACCGGGCACGGCAGAGUCGGGCAGGAGGAGCGGCCGGCUGGGCACCGGGCACAGUAAACCCGGGGCGCAGCAGCUCGGGGCACCAUGGGCCGCCCCAGCGUGCUGCCUGCCCUGGCCUGGCUGCUGGUGGGGCUGAGCUUGCCGGCGCCGUGCUGCAGCCAACUGCACGGUGAGAAGGGCAUCUCCAUCCCCGACCACGGCUUCUGCCAACCCAUCUCCAUCCCACUCUGCACCGACAUUGCCUACAACCAGACCAUCAUGCCCAACCUGCUGGGUCACACCAACCAGGAGGACGCGGGGCUGGAGGUCCACCAGUUCUAUCCUUUGGUGAAGGUGCAGUGCUCGUUGGAACUCAAGUUCUUCCUGUGCUCCAUGUACGCACCGGUGUGCACGGUGCUGGAGCAGGCCAUUCCUCCAUGCCGCUCCAUCUGCGAGCGCGCUCGCCAGGGCUGUGAGGCCCUCAUGAAUAAAUUUGGGUUCCAAUGGCCGGAGCGGUUACGCUGUGAGAACUUUCCCCGGCACGGAGCUGAGCAGAUCUGCGUGGGGCAGAACCAUUCUGAGGAUGGCGGCUCACCGACACUGCUCACCAGUGCCACCCCCUUGGCUGGCCAGGGCACUCCAGGAGCCCCUCGUUACGCCACCCUCGAUCACCCCUUCCACUGCCCGCGGGCGCUGAAGGUGCCCAGCUACCUCAACUACAAGUUCUUGGGUGAGAAGGACUGUGCAGCACCCUGUGAGCCCACCCGUCCCGAUGGCCACAUGUUCUUCAAUGAGGAUGAGAUCCGUUUUGCCCGUAUCUGGAUCCUCAUCUGGUCCGUCUUGUGUUGUGCCUCCACCUUCUUCACUGUCACCACCUACCUGGUGGACAUGCAGCGUUUCCGCUACCCUGAGCGACCCAUCAUCUUCCUCUCAGGGUGCUACACCAUGGUGUCAGUGGCCUACAUCGCUGGCUUUGUGUUGGAGGAAAGGGUGGUCUGCAACGAGCGAUUCCAGGAGGAUGGCUACCGUACGGUGGUACAGGGCACCAAGAAGGAAGGCUGCACCAUCCUCUUCAUGAUGCUCUACUUCUUCAGCAUGGCCAGCUCGAUCUGGUGGGUCAUCCUCUCCCUCACCUGGUUCCUGGCUGCUGGCAUGAAGUGGGGCCACGAGGCCAUCGAGGCCAACUCCCAGUACUUCCACUUGGCCGCCUGGGCCGUCCCGGCUGUCAAGACCAUUACCAUCCUGGCCAUGGGGCAGAUCGAUGGGGACCUGCUGAGCGGCGUCUGCUUCGUGGGCCUCAACAACAUUGACCCUCUCCGGGGCUUUGUGUUGGCCCCACUCUUUGUCUACCUCUUCAUCGGUACCUCCUUCCUCCUGGCCGGCUUCGUCUCCCUCUUCCGCAUCCGCACCAUCAUGAAACACGGAGGGACCAAAACAGAGAAGCUGGAGCGGUUGAUGGUUCGCAUCGGGGUCUUCAGCGUCCUCUACACGGUCCCGGCCACCAUCGUCAUCGCGUGUUACUUCUAUGAGCAGGCUUUCCGCGAGCACUGGGAGCGCAGCUGGAUCAGCCAGAACUGCAAGAGCUUGGCCAUCCCCUGCCCGCUCCACUUCACCCCCCGCAUGACCCCUGACUUCACCGUCUACAUGAUCAAGUAUCUCAUGACUCUCAUCGUGGGCAUCACCUCCGGCUUUUGGAUAUGGUCGGGUAAAACCCUGCACUCGUGGAGGAAGUUCUACACGCGGCUCACCAACAGCAAGCAGGGCGAGACCACGGUGUGACCCCCGGUGCUCGGCCACCUCUGCUGCCCUUCGCUUUUCAUUGGGGUUUUUUGGGGGGGUUAUUAUAUAUUUUUUAGGUUAUUAACGUCUGAGGGGUGUCUCUUUCUCUUUGAUUUUUGUUUUGUAAUUAAACCUGUAAAUAGCAUUUGUAAAAUUAAUGAUAUAUUUCUAUUUAAA
Messenger RNA from Melopsittacus undulatus (budgerigar), 2185 nucleotides. RefSeq names its product frizzled class receptor 2 (gene FZD2). The transcript has a single exon. The record is from RefSeq and is a predicted model, not a curated record. Gene Ontology annotation, molecular function: Wnt-protein binding; Wnt receptor activity. Gene Ontology annotation, biological process: non-canonical Wnt signaling pathway; canonical Wnt signaling pathway. Lineage: Eukaryota; Metazoa; Chordata; Aves; Psittaciformes; Psittaculidae. Gene Ontology annotation, cellular component: plasma membrane. Bases 335 to 2008 code for a protein of 557 amino acids.